UGUGUUUGCCCUUAAGAAAGAUGGAGACAACACUUCCUGUUCACGGCUUUCGCCUUCAACAAAGAUGGUGCUUAUGGUACAGGUUCCCUAACAGUCUGGAUUCCGGUUGCGGUUUCUUUCUUUCUUUUUUUUUUUAAAUAUACGUGUUUGCAGACGGAGAAAUGGAGGCUAGAGACAAGCAAGUGCUUCGCUCCCUUCGCCUGGAGCUGGGUGCGGAGGUACUGGUGGAGGGACUGGUUCUUCAGUAUCUUUACCAGGAAGGGGUCCUGACAGAAAACCAUGUUCAAGAAAUCAAAGCUCAAGCCACAGGCCUCCGGAAAACAAUGCUGCUGCUGGAUAUCCUACCUUCCAGAGGUCCUAAAGCAUUUGAUGCAUUCCUAGAUUCCUUGCAGGAAUUUCCCUGGGUUAGGGAGAAGCUGGAGAAGGCAAGGGAAGAAUCCAUAACUGAGCUGCCUGCAGAUGACCAGAUGACUGGGAUCCCCCUGCACAUCCUCAACAGCUCCCCAUCCGACCAGCAGAUCAACCAGCUGGCUCAGAGGCUGGGCCCCGAGUGGGAGCCUGUGGUGCUGUCUUUGGGCCUGUCCCAGACGGAUAUCUACCGCUGUAAGGCCAACCACCCCCACAACGUACAGUCGCAGAUGGUGGAGGCCUUCAUCCGCUGGAGGCAGCGCUAUGGGAAGCAGGCCACCUUCCGGAGCUUGCACAGAGGCCUCCAGGCCGUGGAGGCGGACCCCUCGGUGCUCCAGCACAUGUUGGAGUGAUGGGGUCUCCCUCCAUCAAUCCACGGGGGAGUGUGUCCCCAAGUUGCAUGUGCAGAAUCCUGACUUUCUCCCAGGGCAGGUAGUUUUGGGGGCUUGGGGGGGGGUCUUUUCUUUUUAAUGAUCUGUAGAUGAAAGGAGAAAAUGGGAUUUCCAGUUGAUGUUACUUGAAAGGCCAGAUUACUCAGUAGCUCUACCACAUUGACUUGACAAUUCAUUGUUUUUAGUUGCUUGAAGACUGAAUUGUUUUAAUUGUGCAGGUUUUAAUUGUGUGAGUGCCCUUUAAUAAACUGGUAAAUCAUAAUGGCUCCAAAAACAUUACUGUCUUACAAUAUUACAUGCAGGUGUCCUAUAUAUAUACAGAUACAUAUAUAUAUAAAGCAUCUACUUUGAUAUUGCCUGGGAACUGAACUGUGGACUUUGCUGUUAAUGAUGAUGAUAAUAAAAAGUGAAUUACUCUAUAUAAUGUGGCCUUUCAUGAGACAGUAUUGUUUGUUUUUCCUCAUUUCCUGUAGUACAGAGAUUAAGGGUGUAAAAGUCCAGUAGUCCUUUUUUUGAAACAGAAUUACUAGUAAUAACAAAAUGGUUACUUUCUCCAGUCAGGAUAAAUCGCUCAGACAGGGCGUCUGAAUUAAAUUUAAGACAGUGAAGCUCUCUGCAAGACCAGUUCAGAUACCCGCAUGCAUCCCUGAGCCCUUCAUCUUUAAGAAAUUGCUUAAGAAAAUCCUGUGUUUAAAGGACUUAGUUGGGGGACAAAAGAGGGUGUGGUCUUUCCGUUGAGGUUGUCGUGAUUGAAGUGUUACGCUCCUAAGGAGUAUGACUUAGUCUUCUGUCUUUCUAUUAAUGACACAUGGUAUUUGUCAAAUGCUUUACUGUUUUCAAGGUUUUUCAUGUACGUGAUUUCAUUUGGGCCUCACAAAAAUCCUACGAAGUAGUUGGGCAAGAGAGGUGAGUCUCCUUCUGUAGUGAGAUUAAGUGAUUUGCUGGGGGCGAAUGAGCUAGAAUGUGUCUUUGGAGCCUUGCUUCUUUCCAGCUGCUCCCUGCUGCUUCUCCUCCCCUCUCCCAUGCUCCUCGAAGAAGCUUGAGUCCUGUUCUCCUGUUAGCAGCAUUGCCGUGGACAAGCUGCUCCUCUUCUCUAACCCUGCACAAAAGAGGAAAUGAUUGUCCCCUCCUCCAAGAUUUUUGUGAUAAUUAAGGGAAAAAUGUCUGCCCAGGACUCAUCUAGUGCCUGGCCCUUAGUCAGCUCUCAGAAGUGGUAACUGUUCAUUUGCUGCUGUGGCUGCCCAUGGAUGAAGUUCACAGGCAGAGCUGGUUAGUGGCUAAAGCUGAGGGCACUGCAGAAGGAAGUGCUGCGACCAUGUUCCCUGCCAAGCUUUAACAUGUGAUGUAAUUUACUAACUCUACCAUGGGUCCAAUCAAGAGAGGGACAGGAUGGGGCGCCUGGGUGGCUCAGUCGUUAAGCGUCUGCCUUCGGCUCAGGUCAUGAUCUCAGGGUCCUGGGAUCGAGCCCCGCAUCGGGCUCCCUGCUCAGCGGGAAGCCUGCUUCUCCCUCUCCCACUCCCCCUGCUUGUGUUCCCUCUCUCACUGUGUCUCUGUCAAAUAAAUACAUAAAAUCUUAAAAAAAAGAGAGGAACAGGUGAACAUUCCCAAUUCGUGAUCUGUUCUUCAGAAUAAUUGGGGGAUCUAUUUCCUAAUCCUAACCUAACCCAGGAUUUUUUGCAAAGGGAAAAAAAGUGUACUUCUUACCUCUCUCUGUUCUGGGACAAGUGUAUAGAAUGGUAGAGUUGAACGUGAAGUGACUGCUCCGAAAGGUGACAGUGGCAUGUCAAUUGCAUCCUCUCAGAUGUCUGGCAGCCAUAAUUCCCUUGACUAAAAAAGAUCAGUUACCUAACGUUCAACAAACAGUUCAAAAGGAUGGUCUGCUGGCCUCAUCAGCUCUAAUUUUCCGUUUUGUAGCCCAGCCAUUAAUUCAUUGUCUUAUAAAAUUCUCAGACUUUUGGCCCCAUCACUGCCCUAGUGAGACUGUAUAUGGCAUCUUCAGCAAACUGCCUGCCAUUCUGAACCUUGAACUUGUUACUUGCUGUUUGUCCCCCUGAGUUUGCUAAUAGAGCAUUGCUUUGGCUUUUGUUCUCACUGCAUUUUUGGCCAAGGGAGUAUGGCUGGGCUCUGCUGCAUCUGACUAGAUGGCAUUUUAGAAGUGGCUCUGAUGAUUAGUUAGUUCAUCUUCCCACCAUUUGCUUGGAAUCGGAAUCUAUCAUGCCAAAGACACUUCAGUGCUCUGUGAGCAGUGAAGGACAAUUUGUGAUGAACUGGCCCAUCAUGGGCUGCCAGGGCCAGGAGAGAGCUCUGACUUGUUGGCCUUAAUGAGGAGGGUGUCUCCACCGUCAAAUGGCAGCUGCACCUGCUGGGCCUGCUCAUGUUCUUUGCAGAAGAUUUGCAGAGUGCAAGAAACAGAGCAUCUAAGUCACUACCUCAUUUCUGCCUCUGGCUGUGGAAAGUGAUGCUGAAUGUCGUCUGCCUACCUCCCAGGAGAAAUGGGUAGGUGACCUGCCUGCAAGGAGUCCAUGUGUUUUUGCCUGGUAGAAGAUUCUACAGUUCCAAAGGCUGCCUAUCACCAACAGAAUCCUGAAUGAGUACAGAGCAGCGGCAGAGCAUUUGCAAGCACUGUCCAAAAAAAUAUAAAGUCUUGCUCCACUUUGGUUUGGGAUGCAUGUGAAUGUACAUUCAUGAGUAUGCCCUCUUACUUUUUAAAAUCUAUAACUUUUAUGAAUUUUUUCUCAGCACAAAAAUAGUGCAUGCUCAUUAUAGCAGUUUAGAAAAUACCAAUGAGCAAGAAUAAAAAAAAUUAAAAUUACCCUUACUCCAUCUUCCAAAGAUAACCACUAUGACACCCCAGUUUUAGUCUCUACCCCCAGUUACUUUCCUAUGGCUGUAUAUUCUUUUUAUAAUGAAAAUGAGAUUGUAUCAAAGCAACUAUAGCUAUAAUAAGUAGUUAAUGGAUACACAAAAUUAAAAGAGGUAGGUAUCCACAAUCCCAGUUUUCAAAGUAUACAAAGUAUAUACAAAGCUGUAGUAAUCAAAAGUAUGGUACUGGCACAAAAAUAGAUACGUGGCUCAAUGGAACAGAGUGGAGAGCCCAGAAACAAACCCAUGCAUAUAUGGUCAAUUAAUCUAUAACAGAGGAGACAAGAAUGUAUAAUGGGGAAAAGACAGUCUCUUCAACAAAUGGUGCUGGGAAAACUGGACAGUUACAUACAAAAGAAUGAAAUUAGACCACUCUCUCUCACCAUUCACAAAAAUAAUCUCAAAAUGGAUUAAAGACCUAAAUGUGAGACCUAAAACUCCUAAAAGAAAACAUAGGCAGUAAAUGUGAGACCUAAAACUCCUAAAAGAAAACAUAGGCAGUAAUCUCUUAGACAUCAACCUUAGAUGUCUUAACAACCUUAGCAAUGUAUUUAUGGAUAUGUUUCCUCAGGCAAGGGAAACAAAAGCAAAAAUAAACUAUUGAGACUAUACCAAACUAAAAAGCUUCUGCACAGCAAAAGAAGCUAUCAACAAGAUGAAAAGGCAACUUACUGAAUGGGAGAAAAUACUUGCAAAAGAUAUAUCUGAUAAGAAGUAAAUAUCCCAAAUAUAUAAAGAACACCUACAACUCAAUACCAGAAAAACAAAUAAUCCAAUUAAAAAAUGGGCAUACCUUAGUAGACAUUUUCCUGAAGAAGACAGAUGGCCAACAGACACAGAAAAGAUGCUCAACAUAAUUCAUCAUCAAGGAAAUGCAAAUCAAAACCACAAUGAGAUAUCACCUCACACUGUCAGAAUGGCUAAAAUAAAAAAGACAAGAAAUAACAAGUAUUGGUGAGGAUGUGGAGAAAAGGGAACCCUUGUGCACUGUUGGAGGGAAUGAAAAUUGGUGCAGCCACUGUGAAAAACAGUAUGGAGAUUCCUCAAAAAAACAAAAAUAGAAGUACCAUAUAAUCCAAUAAUUCCACUUCUGGAAAUUUACCCAGAGGAAAUGAAAGCACUAGUUUGAAAAGCUAUCUGCACCCCUAUGUUUAUUGCAGCAUUAUUAACAAUAGCCAAGAGAUGGAAGCGACCUAAGUGUCUAUCCAUAGAUGAAUGGAUAAAGAAGAGGUGGCAUACAUAUACAAUGGAAUAUUCCUCAGCCAUAGAAAAGAAUGAAAUCUUGCCAUUUGUGACAACAUAGAUGCAAUUUUAGGGUAUUAUGCUAAGUGAAAUAAAUCAGACAGAAAAAGACAAAUACCGUAUAAUUUCACUUAUAUGUGGAAUCUAAAAAACAAAGCAAAUGAACAAACAAAACAGAAACAGACUAAUAUGUACAGAAGAGAAAAUGUUGGUUAUGGGGUGUGGGGAGGGCGUGGAUUGGGAGGGCAGGCGAAAUAGAUUAAGGGGAUUACAAGGUAUAAACUUCUAGUUAUAAAAUAACAGCAUAGGGAACAUAGUCAAUAAUAUUGUAAUAACUUUGUAUAAUGACAUAUGUUAACUAGAUUUAUCAUGGGGAUCAUUUCAUAAUGUGUAAAAACAUCGAA
Messenger RNA from Mirounga angustirostris (Northern elephant seal), 5308 nucleotides. It is a transcript of the gene CRADD, whose product is annotated as CASP2 and RIPK1 domain containing adaptor with death domain. The record is from RefSeq and is a predicted model, not a curated record. The transcript is spliced from 3 exons. Gene Ontology annotation, cellular component: cytoplasm. Gene Ontology annotation, biological process: positive regulation of apoptotic signaling pathway; cellular response to mechanical stimulus. NCBI's taxonomy places the organism in Eukaryota, Metazoa, Chordata, Mammalia, Carnivora, Phocidae. The coding region runs from base 162 to 761 and encodes 199 amino acids. Gene Ontology annotation, molecular function: protease binding; death domain binding.